AUGGGUCCAGAAUAUUUCACUAACGUGGAGCUUGCGUCUUUCCACUCUACGUCCAAUGGAUACAUGGGCAAGUGCGGUUAUAGAGAAGGGUAUGUGGAGGUUGUGAACUUACACCAAGACAUCGCAGCUCAGCUGGUUAAAAUGCUGUCUGUCCAGCUCUGCCCUCCAGUGUCAGGACAGACAGCUAUGGAUGUGGUCGUGAACCCACCAAACCCUGAAGAAGAGUCCUUCAAUCGUUUUAUCAGGGAGAAGGACGCUGUUCUGUCAAACCUGGCUUAUAAAGCUAAACUAACGGAAGAAAUAUUUACCAGAUUCUGCGCAUUAAAUGUAACCCUCUGCAAGGCACCAUGUACGCCUUUCCCAGGAUGUUCAUCCCUGAUAAAACCGUACAGAGAGCUGAGAAACUCUGAAUGGCUCUUGAUAUGUUUUACUGUAUGCAGCUCCUGGAAGAGUCUUGGAUCUGUAUUGUGCCAGGGAGCGGGUUCCAACAGAAAGAAGGGACAUAUCACUUUAGAAUGA
Molecule: messenger RNA, 519 nt
Organism: Pelobates cultripes (western spadefoot toad)
Lineage: Eukaryota; Metazoa; Chordata; Amphibia; Anura; Pelobatidae
Source: the annotation of a GenBank genome assembly